CUGUUUUAAUGUACUGUACCUCAUUUAAUUUAACACGUCACUAAUCGUUAAUGUUCCUCAUCAUCAUCAGCACAAGAGGAGGUGACAGAUGAAUCGAAGCCAAAGCCCAAGUUCAUGACAAAUAUCACAGCCCCAAAGAUCCCUGAUGGUGAAAAAGUGGAUUUUGAUGAUAUCCACAGGAAGCGUCAGGAGAAGGAUCUGUCUGAGCUGCAGUCUCUCAUCGAGGCUCACUUCAUCCAGAGGAAGAAAGAGGAGGAGGAGCUCAUCGCCCUCGUUAACAGAAUCGAGAAACGCCGUGCUGAGAGAGCAGAGCAGCAGAGGGUCCGGGCAGAGAGAGAGAAGGAGAGGCAGGCCAGACUUGCGGAAGAAAAGGAGCGUAAGGAGCAGGAGGAGCAGCGUAAGAAGUUCGACGAGGAUGCUAAGAAGAAGAAGGCCCUCACAAACAUGACCCAGCAGUACACUGCUGGACAUAAGAGUGACAGCAGAAGAGGAGGCAAGAAACAAACUGAGAGGGAGAAGAAGAAGAAGAUCCUGGCUGAACGCAGAAAGGCUCUGAACAUUGAUCAUCUGAAUGAGGAAAAACUCAAGGAGAAGGCCAACGAGAUGUGGCAGUGGCUGAUGGGUCUGGAGGCUGAGAAGUUUGAUCUCGGUGAAAAACUCAAAAGACAGAAGUACGACAUCAACCAGCUUCUUGCUCGAGUCCAGGACCACCAGAGCGCCAAAGGACGUGGCAAGGGCAAGAUGGGCGGUCGGCUGAGGUAAAGGAGCAGCCAGACGGGAACGAAGCAGACCACGACACCAGUGAUCAGCCCAUGUGUCUAUUAUACCUGUAUUCAUUAUUCUGUUGUGUUGGGUUACAUGUCAAUCAUCAUGAUAUCAAAACAAUAAAUAAGUCAUUACAUCCACUCUA
This is a messenger RNA of Epinephelus moara (kelp grouper), 910 nucleotides long. It is a transcript of the gene tnnt2d, whose product is annotated as troponin T2d, cardiac. Gene Ontology annotation, molecular function: tropomyosin binding; troponin C binding; troponin I binding. Gene Ontology annotation, biological process: cardiac muscle contraction; sarcomere organization; regulation of muscle contraction. Gene Ontology annotation, cellular component: troponin complex. The record is from RefSeq and is a predicted model, not a curated record. Lineage: Eukaryota; Metazoa; Chordata; Actinopteri; Perciformes; Serranidae. The transcript is spliced from 10 exons. Bases 115 to 762 code for a protein of 215 amino acids.